AUGAAUGGCAACAUCAGCCUGGAUGAAGACUUGCAGAUAGAUGACGGUGUUCAGAAAAAUGACGUCAUCACUCUAGAUGAUGAGCCUUACACUGUUCCACCGGAGGAAAAAGAAAUAGAUCGGACUCCGACCCCUGUGCCGCCAGAACUCAAGAAUAUUUUGAAAAACUAUGAUACUCUUCAAGACGUGGUGAACGAUGAACAGAUGUCUCGAUGGCUUGAUGGGGAAUUCCGAUUCUAUCAGUUUUUUCAUCCGUGUAGACAAGAAAGAAUCACAAAUUUUCCCCUCAAAAUAUCCCCACAUUUGAUAAUCGAAUAUUUCGAAAUGAAGCGGAAGCAGGUUUUUGAAAACGAAGCAGCACCGUAUGGCCACAGGGGCCAACUUUUUGCUCUCUAUAAUCUAUUUCAAAAUGAGCCCAACAUCGACAACGUUGACCUCGGAAGUUUUGAGAAAAGCCAUAAAACAUCAAAGGGCCAUGUUAAAGAGUACUACAAAUGGAGGAAACAGAGGGAAGAGGAAAAUAGCAUGGAGAGGGUCCGCCCUUGGGUUGAAGCUAUCCCGCUAAAUGGCAACAUCAGUUUGGAUGAAGAUUUCCAGAUAGAUGACGAUGUUCAGAAAAAUUACGUUAUCACUCUAGACGAUGAGCCGUACACUGCUCCACCGGAAGAAAAAGAAAUAGAUCGGACUCCGAGCCCCGUGCCACCAGAGUUAAAAAGCUUUCUGAAAAGUUAUAAGACCUUGCAAGACGUUGUCGAAGAUGAACAGAUGUCUCGAUGGCUGAAUCAGGAAUUCAGAAACUAUCAGUUUUUUCAUCCAACCAGACAAGCAAACUUUGAAAGUUUUCCUCUCAAGAUAUCUCCACAAUUGGUAGCCGAAUAUUUCGAAAUGAAACGAAAGAAAAUUCUUGAAACAAAUAAGAAUCCGUAUGCGCUCAACAACCAACUUUAUGCUCUCCAUGAACUAUAUCAAACUGAAUCCAACAUCGAAAACGUGGAUCUCGGAAAUUUUGAGAAAAGUCAAAAAAUAUCAAAAGGCUAUAUCAAGGAAUACUACAAAUGGAGAAAGCAGAUGGAAGAGAAAAAUAAAAAAGAAACAGAGGUUCCAGAAAAACCAGGAGAAGAAGAAAAAUAUGAAAGAGCGGUUAAGCAAGAGCCAAUAAAUUGA
Molecule: messenger RNA, 1164 nt
Organism: Caenorhabditis briggsae
Lineage: Eukaryota; Metazoa; Nematoda; Chromadorea; Rhabditida; Rhabditidae
Exons: 8
Coding region: 1-1164 (387 amino acids)
Source: RefSeq, a predicted model, not a curated record